This is a messenger RNA of Lycium barbarum (goji berry), 1009 nucleotides long. Its product is annotated as VAMP-like protein YKT61. Gene Ontology annotation, cellular component: Golgi apparatus; membrane. The transcript is spliced from 6 exons. NCBI's taxonomy places the organism in Eukaryota, Viridiplantae, Streptophyta, Magnoliopsida, Solanales, Solanaceae. The record is from RefSeq and is a predicted model, not a curated record. The coding region runs from base 161 to 760 and encodes 199 amino acids. Gene Ontology annotation, molecular function: SNAP receptor activity. Gene Ontology annotation, biological process: endoplasmic reticulum to Golgi vesicle-mediated transport.
AAUAUUAUUCAAAUAGUGAAACACAUCAAAUUCUCAAAAAAGUAUCAAAUCCUUUUCCAUUCUUUGAAAGUUCAUAGCAAAAAAUAUAAUUUUGGGUUCAAAUUAUUUUGGGUUCAAGAAAUCUGAGGGGUUUAUUUAUUUAUUUAGAUAAAGAUUAAAGAUGAAGAUCACAGCUUUAAUGGUAUUGAAAUGUAAUGGAGAAGGUUCAGAUCCAGUGAUCUUAGCAAAUGCAUGUGAUGUUAGUCAUUUUGGGUAUUUUCAAAGAUCAAGUGUUAAGGAAUUCAUUGUUUUUGUCGGUCGAACUGUUGCUAAAAGAAAUCCACCUGGACAACGUCAAUCUGUUCAACAUGAAGAAUACAAGGUACAUUCAUACAAUCGGAAUGGUUUAUGUGCUUUGGGCUUUAUGGAUGAUCACUAUCCCGUUCGAAGUGCAUUUUCACUUCUCAACCAGGUUCUGGACGAGUAUCUAAAGAAUUUUGGUGAGUCGUGGAAAACUGCACAAAGCGACAAUGCUCAACCAUGGCCUUAUCUGAAUGAAGCUCUAGCCAAAUUUCAGGACCCUGCUGAGGCUGAUAAGCUGUUCAAAAUCCAGAGAGAGUUGGAUGAAACAAAAAUUAUUCUUCAUAAGACAAUUGACAGUGUCUUAGAACGAGGUGAGAAGCUAGACAGUUUGGUUGAGAAGAGUUCAGAUCUCAGUGCUGCUUCACAGAUGUUCUACAAGCAGGCGAAGAAAACCAAUUCAUGCUGCACGAUUUUAUAGAUGAUUUCAGAAGAAAGGGGGCGAUUCAAACCAUGGACAAACUCGUGUCUAUGUUACAUAUGAAGUAUCAGAGAAUUGUUUGUUUAUAUUUAUGAUUUCUGAAAGCUCGAAUUCUUUUGGUUCUCUAUUGUAAUAUGAUCUCGGAUGAAGAGAGAGAGUCAAAAGUCUCAGAUUGAUAAUGUUGUUUGAAAGUUGUGAUGUCACCUAAAUAUAGUUACUAUAUGAUAUGUUUCUUAUUUCUGAUUGCUA